GGACUUCUCAAGCAAAAGAGCUAAAUUUUUAACCUCUUUUUAAAGAAGACUUCCCCGUGGUGAAGGUCACGAGUUGGAGAAGGAUGGAGUUGAGUACGGAAGUGACCGACGGACUUCAGUUGUCCGGGGACAGUGCUCACAUCCCGGACAGUGUCUUUGGUGCUUUGGUAGAAAGUGUGUGUGACGAUCUGUUGAACAGAGAGAACGGCGGGGAGUUACAGAUCGCAGACAAGUUUGGCUCAGUAGACAAAGCCAGCCUCAAGGAAGCUUAUGCAGCUUUAAUGACAUUUUCCUUAGAAUGUGCCAAGAACAAUGCCGAUAGUUCCAAUAUAAGCUCAGUUCUAGAAGAUUGCAAAUUUACCACAGAAAGAAUAAAGACAUUUACAAAUAUAUUUUUGGAAAAGAAGUCCCAUAUUCAAGCAUUAUUAGGAAGUGUCAGCCAUAAUCCCCCUCAUAUAGUGGAUGUUGACUGGAGACUAGAUUACUAUAUAAAGAAUAACCAUGUGGAUAAAGUCAAUCAGCCUACUUAUCUGAUAACAUUAAAAACAGAGGAGUGUGGACAACAAGACACCAAAGAUGUUCAGUUUGCUUGCACCAUGGAACAGUUACAGGACCUGGUUGGAAAACUAAAAGAUGCUACCAAAAGUCUGGAAAAAGCAAGUCAGAUGUAGACAGUUUUAACAAUCUUUCUCACAGCAGGCGAAAGAAGCACUGCACCCUACUCCCUUCCCUAGUGUGAAACUGUGCAGAAAAAGCAAGUCAAAUACUUGUGAUGUUUAGUGAUGUAAAAUACCAGUAGCUCUAACUUUGUACAGAGAGACCAUGUUCAACUUGUGGCUCAGUCAUUUCAGUAGUGUACAAUUCAUGGGGCCUGAUUUCCCCAAAUCACUUCAUUGUAAAAUGUAUGAUAUAUGAUGUAAAUAUAAAGAAAUGCUGAUAUAUUAUGAGAGACAAUAAUACACUGUAGAUUUCAGAUUUAUUGAGAAAUAUGUAUUAAAUCAGAUGCAAUUUACCUAUCAUUUUUUAAAUUAAAAUUUAAUCACAAAUUGUACAAAUUAAAAUAAAACAUAAUGAUGCUAAAAAAAUGCCUCAAUAUCAAUUCUUUAAUUUUAAAUUUAUGAGGUGAAAGCUAUACUGGUUAACCAUUAUCUUUUUUUUCUUCAAAAUGAUGCUUUUUGUGGUUGAGGGUCCAAGAAAAGUCCUUUAUUUUUUGACUUAUUUUUAACUGGCAUAAAAUCACAAUUGUAUUAUGUUAUAUUAUAUUAUUAUUCAAAUAAAUCUAAAAUUUUCCUGAAAAUCAUGAAUUCAUUUUCCAUUCUAGUGUUGAUUGAAAAUUUUCAGAAGUGUAGUACUCUACCCCAGUACGUGUAAUCAUUACAUGUGUGGAUGUUUGUUGGGUUCAUAAAAGCAAAUUAGUAAUUUAUGUAAAAUCACUUUUCAAGUAAAAUACCAGUUGUGUGUUUUUAACAUGCUCCUUUGGUGUUUUUAAUGAAGAAACAUAGGCCUAUAAAGACACCUAAUUUUAACGAUAGCUGCAUUACUGUUUAUAAUACACAGUCAAC
This is a messenger RNA of Lingula anatina, 1562 nucleotides long. RefSeq names its product COMM domain-containing protein 3. Gene Ontology annotation, biological process: sodium ion transport. Lineage: Eukaryota; Metazoa; Brachiopoda; Lingulata; Lingulida; Lingulidae. The record is from RefSeq and is a predicted model, not a curated record.